This is a messenger RNA of Colletes gigas, 2084 nucleotides long. RefSeq lists its product as uncharacterized. Bases 181 to 1839 code for a protein of 552 amino acids. Gene Ontology annotation, molecular function: transcription cis-regulatory region binding; DNA-binding transcription factor activity, RNA polymerase II-specific. Gene Ontology annotation, cellular component: nucleus. Gene Ontology annotation, biological process: regulation of transcription by RNA polymerase II. The transcript has 3 exons. Lineage: Eukaryota; Metazoa; Arthropoda; Insecta; Hymenoptera; Colletidae. The record is from RefSeq and is a predicted model, not a curated record.
CUCGGUAAUUUAGAUCACUUAUAAAUGCUUCACAAUUAACGCUAAAGGCCCGAACUUGUCUAGAAGCGUGUAGAUCGAUCGAACCUGCCGACUGAGCCGACUAGUCGCCCGAGUCGAAUGAGUGUCAGCAAGCGGUGGUAAUUUCUGUAUGGUUAAAGUGCUGUCCUAAACUAACCUUUAAUGGAACCAAAAAAACCGGCAAAAAAUGUCUCGAAAUGUGUAAAAAGUAUCUGUCCAUCGGCAGAGGAACUUAGCGUGAUUACGAAUAAUGUUAAAUGCGACAAAUGUGGACUCAUAUUUCAGAACGAGCCGCGAUAUCGUUUACAUGAUCUAAAAGUACAUCAGCGUAAAAAUUUAGACAAAGCGAUAAAAGAAAAUGUACAGUUUCACUGCCCUAUCAAGUCUUGCAUUUACGCGCCAAAAGCUGAAAGACAUUUUAGUAGUAUGAAGUAUCUUAAGCAGCACUACCUCAAAGUACAUGCAAAAAAAACUUAUGCGUGUAAUCGUUGUAAAAAAAGUUUUUCUACGGAAGCUGCUAAAGAGGGUCACGCUAGAGUAUGUGGAAUUGAAUUUACAUGUUCUUGUUUAAAGAUUUACUCUUCUUACGAAGCAUUGCUUACGCAUGCAAAACGAUCCUUGCAUACUAUAAAUGACAAAUACAAAAGUUCUUUCGGCAGACGUGCCAAUUCCAAAGCAUUGCGAUUGAUUUUACCAUCUAGCCACGCAGAGACAAAUAAACUAAUCGCGAUACUGCCGACGAAUCAAAGCGAAAGUAAAAUAUCCAAUUGUAAUGGUAGCUAUGAGCAAAAAAUUACUUCCGAUAUUGGUGUGCAAACGGACGAAAACAAGAGAAACAAGAGAAUAUCGGGUCAAUUAAAACAUAUUAAUAAUGGUUAUUAUUACAAUGGAAAACGUGGAAUAUCAAAACAGACGCAAACAAAUAUUUCUCAAAGAAUUAAACAAAAUGUUAUGUCCAUGGAAACGCAGACCACGGAUGCUUUCCAUGCGAUAAAAAGUUCACGCAAGAUUCGAAAACCUCGAAAAAAUUCUGUAUCGCAAAAUUCGGAUUAUACGUUACUGAAAGAAGACUUGAAUCUUGGCAAUUUCACAUCCUCAAAUUUAUUCCCUAACAGUCCAUUACCGCUUAGUCACGAUGUUGGUUUACAAGAUUUUUGGGAAGAAAAGAGUACGUCGGGCACUCAAACGAUACCUGAAAAAGAUAUGUUCGAAGCUCUAAAUGAUAAUGUUACUCAAACAGAAUUUGAAACAUUUUAUGAUCAUAGUACCAAUCCAUUGAUACAAUGCGUUCCAAAAAGUACAGUCGCUCUCAUGACUUUACCUUAUGUCGAAGAAACAGCAACAACUGUCGGAGGAUAUUCCUUUGUGCCAUCUAAUAGUAUAUCAAGAUCAGAUCCUAUGCUUACGGAUAAAACUUUCGAUGAUAAAUUUAGCAGUAUAGAGACUCAGACGGAACAAGCUUAUUCUCAAUCAUUUUUCGAUUCCGAUACUUUAACAAGAUCGUUUGCUUUGAGUUCUAAUAUUGAAACGCAAACUACCAACAAUCUUGAUAACAUGGAACAACUAUUAUAUAGUAAUACGUGCACGCAAACUUGUAACGAUAUAAUACCGUCCGACUUAGGAUUAUCUAAUAUUCAAACACAAACAGCAUGGACCGAACUCGAGGACACUACCGUUUCUACCGAAACGCAAACAAAAUCCUUAAUAUGCGAAACUGGAUGCAACAUUUCGAUAGGUGUAUGUCGUUCCUGGCUAAGUACUCAAACUAGUCACACUGAAACACAAACAGACUUGCUUAGUAUUUUUGAAGGUCUUCAAUAAUCAACUAUUUCAUUUUUAUGCACUAUACAGCGAUAUAAUCACCAAUAUUUAGAAUGCAUAUUUCAAGUAUAAACUCAAAAUAAUUUUCUUUCUAUUAUAGAUUGAUUACUUUUUUUUAUCUUAUUUAGUACUUUGCUAUUUCAUAUACGUUUUACAAACUGAUGAUGUACAUUCCUGUGUACGUGCAAAUCUUUUAAUUAAAUAUUCCAGACUAUUUUCCAGAAAAUAGUUCAUUUAAAACCUUC